CUAAGUCCCGCACUGGAGACUCAAACUAACAGGAGACAAGAGGAGGAGGACACUAUCUGUCACCUUUUUUCUUUUUUUUUGUCUGUGUGACUUGAACACAAACUCAUUUUUCUCCUCGGCUUCAAGGCGCGGACAGACAGCGGCAUUUUCCCAUCCCCUUAGAAAUAAAAGAAAGAAGUGGAGUCGGGUGGAUGAGUUGUGUGGAUGUUAUUUCCUGGAUUUUCUCCUCGGGCUGUGUCUCACCGCGGCCCCGGACACGGCAACAGUGUGUGGAAAAGUAGAUUUGUAUGUUAAACGUAUGGCUUCAACGAGGAUAACGCGCUGGAUGCUUGGUGAAGCAUGGUGGUGAAGAUGGUUAGAAUGCACUUAAUGGGGCCACUGUCACGGGGCCGGGUCAAAUGGCCGAGCAUAAUGGGAACAGGAGUCCUUUAUCUGCUGCUACUAUCAACUUGUCUCGGCCAAGACACAGAAGACUGGCAAUAUGAGGAAUGUAAACUGUCCCGGUCGGGUCCUCCUGCCACCAUUGUUGCCAUAGAUGAAGAAAGCCCCAACGGAACGUUAUUGGUUGAGAACAUGCAGAUAAAUGGCGUGGCCGAGGGUCCUGAUCGUACCAUCUCUCUGUCGCUAAGGGAUAACCACGACUACUGGGUGAUCCUGGACCCUUCCAAACAAGCCCUUUACCUCAACAGCACUGGACGGCUUCUGGAUCGAGAUCCCCCCUCCUAUAUUCAGUCCAUUGUGGUUCAGGUUCAGUGCACCAAUGAGCUGGUCGGCACGGUGAUCUUACAUGAAGUCCGCAUCGUUGUACGAGACCGCAAUGACAACGCACCACAUUUCCAACAGCCAAGAUACUACGUUGCCGUCAGCGAGCUGACGCCAGUAGGAACCACUAUCUUCUCUGGUUUCUGGGGGAACAAUGGGGCAGCAGACAUCGAUGACGGUCCCAACGGACAGAUAGAGUACACCAUCCAGUACAACCCCAAAGACCCGACAACAAACAGAACCUUUGACAUCCCUCUGACACUGUUCGGCUCCGUAGUUCUCAAAGAAAGACUCAACUAUGAGGAGAUAACACGCUACCUGGUCAUCAUACAAGCAAAUGACCGAGCCCCCUAUCCCAGCGAGCGCCGUACGGCCACCACCACUCUGACUGUGGACGUACUGGAUGGUGACGACUUGGGUCCCAUGUUUUUGCCAUGUACGCUUGUGGGAAACACCCGUGACUGUAGUCCCAUCACGUACCGGGCUAAUGUACUGGAGCUGACAGAGCCGAAUAAGGUGAAUCCCGUCAAUGUGACUCCACCCAUUCAAGCUGUGGACCAAGACAGAAACAUACAACCUCCAUCUGACAGGCCGGGGAUUCUGUACUCCAUCCUCAUCGGCAAACCAGAGUCCUAUGCAGACUAUUUCAGCCUGAAUGGAACCACGGCGGAGCUCCUGCUACUGAAGCCCAUCGAUAGAGAACUCUACCGCAGAUUUGAUCUGGUUAUCAAGGCAGAGCAGGACAAUGGCCACCCCUUGCCGGCGUUUGCCAACCUCCAAAUCGAAGUUCUGGAUGAAAACAACCAGGCACCCUACUUCCUGGAGACCGGUUACCAUGGCUACGUCAGUGAGGCAUCACCAGUGGGAACAACCAUAGCGACCACUGCCAGCCUGUCUGCACCGCUGGCCAUCGUGGCUCUGGAUAACGAUGUGGAGGAGUCCAGAGACCCUCAGCUCCAGUUCUCCUUGGACAGCUAUUCUGAUGUCUUCUCCGUUUCUGCCACUGGAAUAAGAAGACAUCUCACCCUGCUGCAGCCGCUGGACAGAGAGACGCAGGACUCUUACACAUUCACACUUUCAGCAUCAGACGGCGUCCAGCAGAGCAUUCCAGUUACCGUGACGAUAACAGUUUUGGAUGCUAACGACAACACUCCGACUUUUGCUAAUGUCUCUUAUAAUGUCAACCUGUUUACAGAUAUGAUGCCUGAAGAAACUGUGUUACAGCUGGUAGCAGUCGACUCUGAUGCAGGUCCCAACGGUCAAGUCACCUACCGGAUCUUAGCUGGUGAUCAGGGACAUUUUCUUAUUAACAGCAGUACUGGAGUCAUUACCGUGGCACCAGGUGUGGAGCUCAGUGUUGGGCGGAGCUAUGCGCUGACUGUGGAAGCCAUGGACAAUGGGCCCGUACCUCAGAGACGGUCAUCCAUUACUACGGUCUAUAUCGAAGUUUUGCCUCCAAACAACCAGAGCCCUCCACGUUUCCCCCGGCAACAAUACAACCUGGAGAUCAGUGAAGCAAUGAGGACUGGAGCUACACUGCUUAAUCUGCAGGCAGUGGAUCGGGAGAGGGACCCCAUCACCUACAAAAUCCACAGCGGAGACCCCCAUGGACAUUUUGCGCUACAGCAGAAUUCAGGGUAUUUGGUCCUGGACAAGCCUCUGGACAGGGAGUCUCUGGAUUAUUAUACCCUGGUGGUCACAGCUUCAGACGGACACCCAGAUGGGACCUCCUCUGCAACCGUGAACAUUGUGGUGACAGAUGUUAAUGACAACGACCCGCUGUUCGAUUCUUCACUGCCGGUGAACCUCACUGUCAUCGAGGAGCGGGAUCACGCCUAUGUUGGACAGGUCAAGGCGACAGACCCAGAUCUUGGGGCAAGCGGUCAGGUCCAUUACCGGCUCGUCAACCACCAGAAGCUGUUUUCCAUCAACGCCACUGGAGUGAUCAGGACUACAGUGCCGCUGGACAGAGAGGUGAAAGGUCACUACUUUCUGAUCGUUGAAGCCUGGGAUGGUGCAGUGGACCCUCGGCGAUCCAGAUUAACACUCUCCAUCACCGUUCUGGAUGUAGACGACAAUAGCCCGAUAUUCACCCAGCAAACGUACAAUGUCAGCCUCCCAGAGAACAGCCCAAAGGAUACAGUCAUACUACAGUUAAAGGCGAUAGACGCUGACCUCAGCUCGAACCUCACAUAUCGAAUCAGAACUGAAGGCUCAGACCAGGAGAUCGUUCGGCUGUUCCACAUCGACCCGGUGACUGGAGAGCUGUCGGUUCUUAAAGUUCUGGACUACGAGGCUCUGGCUGACUCAGAAGCUACAUACACAUUCACAAUAGAGGCCACGGACUCAGAGGGAACCAUGCCUCCUGGACUCGCCUCUGUUACUGUUAGAAUUAUGGACAUGAAUGACUUUUCUCCGGUAUUCAGCCAGUCAGUGUACCGAGGCCUGGUUGCCCCUAAUGCUGUCAAGGGAACCAUUGUAACCACGGUGAUGGCCAAUGACUCUGACCCUGCGGGUACCCCAGCAGGUUUAGUGCGCUACAAAGUCAACCAGGAGGCUUAUCCAUACUCUGCAAGUAUAUUUGAUGUGGAGGAACAGACGGGGAAUGUGGUAACCAGAGUAAACCUCAACGAGGAGCCCAACCUCAAGUUCAGUCUGGUGGUGGUGGCCUACGAUGAUGGCGAGCCAGUAAAGGAGAAUACAACUCUUGUAGAGAUCACAGUCCUGCAGCCCUCUGUCAUUCCCGUGUUCACUCAGGAAGAAUACAGGUUUCCACCAGUGAGCGAGGAGGCUGCUGUUGGAACCCCAGUGGGAGCCAUCAUGGCGGCUGCUGUCAAUCAAACUAUCAUCUACUCCAUCAUGGAAGGCAACCAGGGAGGUGUGUUUGCAUUAAAUGAAACGACAGGAGUGAUUUCCACUGCCAAGCCCCUGGACUAUGAGGCCAACUCCUCCUACGUUCUGAAGGUGGAAGCCGACUCCAUGAGAGUGGUGUCCUCGAACCUCCGAGUUCCCUCAAAGACUAACACAGCUAAGGUGAUAAUCGACAUCCAGGAUGAGAACGACCACCCACCGGUUUUCACCAGGUCUCUUUACAUUGGAGGGGUCGCAGAGGAUGCCAAAACUUUCACCUCCGUCUUGCAAAUUCAGGCUCUGGACAAAGACACCGGUAACUACAGCUCUAUGAUGUACCGGCUCAUCAUUCCCCCUCCUGCUGGCAAAGACAGUAAAGAUACUAAAGACGGCUUCGUCAUCGAGCCAUACACAGGCGUGGUGAAGACAGCAAUCAUGUACCGCAACAUGAGGCGGUCAUAUUUCAAGUUUGAGGUGGUUGCUACGGACAAUUAUGGUAAAGGACACAGCAGCAAGGCGGAGAUAGUGGUGUCAGUCGUGAACCAGCUGGACAUGCAGGUGGUUGUGUCAAACGUCCCUCCAACUUAUGUGGAGAAAAACAAAGACAAGCUGCUCAGCAUCUUGGAGCGCUACGUCCAGGAACAGAUACCGGGCGCAAAGGUUGUUGUGGAAACCAUUGGUCCCCAUCGCCAUGGUGACGGAAUGGAGCAGGAAGACUACACCAAGUCGGACCUCAUGAUUUAUGCCAUCGACCCACUGACAAAUAGAGCUGUAUCGAGACAGGAGCUCUACAAGUUUCUUGAUGGUAAACUCUUGGACAUCAAUAAAGAGUUCCAGCCUUUCCUCCCUCCUGGUGGACGGAUUCUGGAGAUCCGAACCCCUGAGGUGGUGACCAGCGUGAAGAAAGCUGUGCAAACUGUAGGCUACACAGAGGGGGCGCUGUUGGCUCUGGCAGUUAUUAUCAUUAUCUGCUGUGUCCCAGCCAUACUGAUUGUCAUUAUCACCUACAAACAACGCCAGGCAGAGUGUGCCAAAACAGCCCGUAUCCAGAUGGCACUGCCAACGGGCAAACCUGGGGGAGGCACUGCCAACAACCUGUAUGAAGAGCUGGGUGACAACGCCAUGCGUGGAUAUGGACAACAUGAGACGCAACAACUUCUCCGACCUUCUCUGCUCAGACCAGAGGAGUUAUCAAUGGAGUCUGGCAUCGACCCCGGCCAGGACUACUACACACAAGACUAUUACAACUACGAUCACGGAUAUGACCUUCCUCAGUACGGCAGUCGCAGGAAACUGAUCUCACCGUCUGGCCUCUACGAUGAAUACGGAGAGGUCGUCGUUGAUGACGACGGCAGCUACUACUACAGCCCGCAGGAGUCUGAUGCAGAGGUGAGGAGACAGAUUCAAGGAGGUAGAUUAGCCCCACACCCUGCCUACCUCCAGCCUCGUCCUCCACCUCCUCAUGGGCCAUCCAGAAAGACCCCGGCAGCCCCAAGAACUGAGGGCGACACACACCAACAGGUAGAGGGUGGUGCAGCCGUGAACACAAAGCCCAAGAGCUCCAGUGCGGCCGCCAGGUUGAAGGCCGUGAUGAGACACGGCAGUAGAAAACGUCGGAUCAAGUUGGUGGUGGACCGGGAAUAUGAGACCAGCUCCACCGGUGAAGAAAGUAUGCCAGAGUCCCAACGCAGCCGCAUACCCUCCACCCUCAACAGCCACGCUAACGUUAACGGCAGCAUCUACGUGGCCCAGAAUGGCUCCAUCAUCCGCACCCGACGCACAGUAAACACCACAGGCCCCACACACACUCACACCACCACCACGAACAACAACCUCAAACUCACCUCCCCCGUCUUCAGCUCACGGCUGGCCAAGCACUUUAAAAAACUUGACAAAAUGGCUGCCACGCUGGAGGAAAGAGUCCCCCUGAACCAUCCCAGAGCGGCGGCAGCAGACAGCGGGUGCAAGACGCUGCGCACCUUCCAAAGUUCGGGAAUGGCUGCCUCUGCGACGGCCACUUCCUCUUUCUCUAACACUGACAACAAUAAAACUCUGAAUGUGUUUAACACUCGACAAUGCAGCGUUUCUUUAGGGUCGACCAGCACCAGCAACACGGGCCCUGACUGCGUAGUGUCUAAAUCAAACCUGCUCAGAGCGGCGCAGGGCGGCACAGAGCCGCCUCAGAGCACAGCACAGAGAGAGGAGCUGAAUGAUGGCGAGAGAGAGUCGAAGGUAGACGGCAGUAAUGAUGAAGAGGACGACGGACUUGUUAUGGGGGAGCCGUUGGAGUGCCCGAGUGACAGAACGCAGUCGGAUGAGGAGGAAUUAUGGAUGGGCCCGUGGAACAGCCUUCACAUACCCAUGACUAAACUCUGACUGAUCGUGACUCCACUGUGCUCGCUCCUUAUUGCCAAGAUCAUUAAAGCGUUCAGACAUCAUUUCUGUUCAUUAGUUGUGGAACUAAUGGGGAUGCUCCAAUCCAAUUAAAAGACAUCUUAUUAACAGAUUGGUGCUCAGCUAAAAGGUGAAUUAGCAUUUUCUGGUGUUCAAACUGAAUUUCAUUAAGAUGUAAGAUUCCUCACAUAUUGACUCAAAUAAUUUCUUUAUUUUUGUUUAAAUUCAGAGACAGAUGAUGAAAAUAUAUAAGAAAAAGCAAGUAACUCGGCAUCUGAUUGGCUGUUUGCUGAUUUACUUAAUGAAAUGUCUGUUUUGUAUCUGCUCAAUAUUCCAAUCAGAGCGUCCCUAAAGCCCAACUGAUCUAAGAGCGGCAACCCCCCUGCGGAGAACUGGACCUAGAAUGAGAGGACUUGUUAUAUUUCUACUUUGCUAAGAGAUAAUGAUGGAAACUUGAGGAAAAAGUCUGUGAACUUUUUAUGGCCCUUUAAGCGACUGGUGUCACCGCACUCGUUUCAUUCAGUAUUACAGCUACUGGUGCGACUCAUCUUGCCUGACACUUUGCAUUGACACAUGAAGUCUUGUAUUGUUCAAACUUGCCUUUUUAUCCUUGUCAAGUUGCUUGGCAAACUUUAUCCAAAUAAAAAGAC
This is a messenger RNA of Epinephelus moara (kelp grouper), 6656 nucleotides long. RefSeq names its product protocadherin-15-like. Gene Ontology annotation, molecular function: cadherin binding; calcium ion binding. The coding region runs from base 340 to 5988 and encodes 1882 amino acids. Gene Ontology annotation, cellular component: plasma membrane; catenin complex; stereocilium. Gene Ontology annotation, biological process: homophilic cell-cell adhesion; inner ear development; sensory perception of sound. The transcript has 40 exons. The record is from RefSeq and is a predicted model, not a curated record. NCBI's taxonomy places the organism in Eukaryota, Metazoa, Chordata, Actinopteri, Perciformes, Serranidae.